CCCCUCCCAAACGCCGCGGCGCCAUGUUGGUCACGUGAACGGAAGGCCUGCCGCGGCCGCCUCAACCGUCCCCUAGCAACCGUUGCUAAGGCCUUCUGGCGCUGUUUUCACCAGCGUGAGGAAGGGGGGGAGAAUAUUUUGAGAGGGGCUUUUCAAAUCCAGGCUGAGAGAGCUUUCAGGGGGCCAUCAUGAGUGACCAGCUCAAAUUCAUCGUGGAACAGCUGAACAAGGAACCUUUCAAGAAGAACUUUAAUUUAAUCACAUUUGACUCGCUGGAGUCUAUGCAGCUCUUACAGUUGCUCAGCGAUGUUCUGGGAGAGAUUGACCCGAAGCAUGUUGUUGACAUUAGAGAAGAGUUGCCAGAGCAGACAGCCAAACGGAUGUUGAGCCUUCUCGGUGUUCUUAAAUAUAAACCUCCAGGAGGUACCAGUGACUUAAGUACAUUUCGUCAAGGUUUGGUUAUUGGAAGCAAACCUGUCAUUCAUCCUGUCCUGCACUGGCUCCUUCAGCGGACAAACGAGCUGAAGAAACGAGCUUACCUGGCUCGUUUCCUCAUCAAAGUGGAUGUACCUGCCGAGUUCCUCCAAGAUGACACAGUGGCUGACACCAAUAGACAGUACGAAGAGCUGAUAGAGGCCUUCAAAAACCUACAUAAAGAAUGCGAACAGCUCAAGACAUCUGGCUUCUCAACUGCAGAAAUACGAAGGGAUAUCACUGCCAUGGAAGAAGAGAAAGAGCAACUGACGAAGAGGGUCGAGCGACUCAAGAAGCGGGUGGAGACGGUGCAGAACCAUCAGCGGAUGCUUGAGAUGGCCAGCCAGCUUCGCGUAGAGAAGGAGAGAGAGGAGUCCCUCGCCCAGCAGAAGCAAGAGCAGAAAAACCAGCUUUUUCAUGCCGAGCAGAGGUUGCAAAGAGUCCGGCUUCAGCUGAAGGAUAUGCGUCACGCAGCCGUGGAUUCCACGCCAGAAAGCUUAAUGAAGAGGCUGGAAGAGGAGACUAAGUUCAAUACCUACCUAGUCUCUGAAAAAUUUCCGAGAGAGCUGGAGGCCAAGAAGCAAACGCUGCAUCUCAUGCAAAAGGUGGCUGCAGAGCCGGCCAUGAGCCAUUCGGAUCUCCACGAACUUGAAACCAAAAUUCAUGAGGUCAAUGCACAGAUCAAUCAGCUAAUUGAGAAGCGGAUGAUGAAAUACGAACCACUUGACAGUAAAUUUUCGAUGUACCGCCAACAGGCCUCCAUCAUUUCCCGGAAGAAGGCCGCCAAAGCGGAAGAACUUCAGGCUGCCAAGGAGGAGUUGUUGAACUUAGAGAAACAGAUGUUGCAGAAGUCAAAUCAAGCCCGGGAGUCAAACGGAGAGGAAGUCUUGAAAGGUGACGAGUUUAAGCGUUACGUUAAUAAGCUCCGCAGCAAAAAUACCCUUUACAGGAAGAAGCGCCUGGAAGUGGCAGAGAUUACCGCUGAAUAUGGCAUCCUGCAGAGAACCGAGGAGCUCCUGAGACAACGCCAUGAGGAGAUUCAGCACCAGUUGCAAACAAUUGAAGACAAGAAAGGGAUCUCCGGCUACAGCUAUACGCAGGAGGAGCUGGAGAGAGUCUCGGCGGUAAAGAGCGAAAUAGAUGAAGCGAAAGGUCGAACACUGGAUAACAUGUCUGAAAUGGUGAAAAAGCUGAAUGCGCUGGUGGCAGAUAAGAAGUCGAGCCUGGCCCCCAUUAUCAAAGAUUUAAGGCAAAUGCGUCAGAAGUGCCAGGAAUUGACCCAAGAAUGCGGAGAGAAAAAAACCCAGUACGACAGCUGCGCAGCAGGCUUGGAGAGUAACCGCUCAGCGCUGGAGCAGGAGGUGAAGGCCCUUCGUGAAGACUGGGUUCGGGAGGAAAGCCGCUACCAUCACAUCCACUGCAUGAAAAGGAUCCUCGAAGUGCAGCUCCAGCGUGCCAAAGAGGAGAUGAAGAUGUACGUCUCUUCAGACCAACAGGAAAAAAGGAAGGCAGUCAGAGAACAAUAUUCCCGGCUGAUUACAGAACAAGAGAACCUUGGAAAGAAAUUGCGAGAAAAGCAAAAGAGCAUCCGGGAAAGUCACGGACCAAACCUGAAGCAAGUGAAAAUGUGGCGGGAUUUUCAGCUGCUCAUGGAGUGUAAGAAAGAGUGUUUUCUAAAGCAACAGAACCAGACCUCCAUUGGACAAGUCAUCCAGGAAGGAGGCGAAGACCGGCUGGUCUUGUGAAGCCCUCAGCGCUCCUUGGGGUUGCGGUCAGGUUUGAAUGAGGUUGACGUUCCUCUGCAGUUGUAAUGCAAACCUGGUUGAUUUCUACACAAGCUGCGUUUCCGUUUGCCGGGGUUUAAAACCGUGGUCCCGAGAUGUUCUUGGACUGCAACUCCCAGAACGCCUUCCUCACUCGCUGCGCUGGCCGGGAUUUCUGGGAGUUGCGGUCCCAAGAAUAUCUGGAGACUCAAGGUUGGGAACCACUGGUUCAGAGACUCGGGUUGAAUGGAUGACGAUAAAGGCCUUUAUUUAUAUAGAAUGGUGUCGUUUUUCUAAUUUGAUGGACACCUUUCUGAGCCCUCUGUUUAUGAGAGAGAGAAAAUAACAUUUGUCCUUGGGGUGCUGCCAAUGGAGAGCCCUUCCCUUCACUUAAAGGCCAGGUUAAUGGGUUAAGCAACAUGAAGGACAGUGGGGUGCUUAAGAGUUCUAAUUUGGCCUUUGAUCGGGAAAAAACAGAGCGGGAGACUUGCAGGAUAGUCCACACACACACCCCGAAGACAUGCUCUUGGCAUUUGGAGAAGGCGGCCAGUUCUUCUUCGAAGGACCCCUUCACAAAAAAAA
This is a messenger RNA of Pogona vitticeps (central bearded dragon), 2819 nucleotides long. The record is from RefSeq and is a predicted model, not a curated record. NCBI's taxonomy places the organism in Eukaryota, Metazoa, Chordata, Lepidosauria, Squamata, Agamidae.